Messenger RNA from Cololabis saira (Pacific saury), 2916 nucleotides. It is a transcript of the gene camk1db, whose product is annotated as calcium/calmodulin-dependent protein kinase 1Db. The record is from RefSeq and is a predicted model, not a curated record. Gene Ontology annotation, biological process: peptidyl-serine phosphorylation. Bases 180 to 1418 code for a protein of 412 amino acids. Lineage: Eukaryota; Metazoa; Chordata; Actinopteri; Beloniformes; Belonidae. The transcript has 11 exons. Gene Ontology annotation, molecular function: calcium/calmodulin-dependent protein kinase activity; ATP binding; calmodulin binding. Gene Ontology annotation, cellular component: intracellular anatomical structure; cytoplasm.
AGCGCUGCAUGCGCUCAGACGGCGCUGACAGACGCCCAGGAAGACACAUCUACCCGCCACACCACUCCACCUUUCCUUUAUUUAUUAUAGUCAUUUUUUUAAUUCUGGGUGAGGGGUGAUCCUCAUCUCCUCCUCUUCCUCCUCCUCCUCCUCCUCUUCCUCCAGCCCCCCCUCCAGCAAUGGCGAGAGAAAACGGCGAGUCCAGUGAUGGAUCUUGGAAAAAGGUCGUCGACGACAUCAAGAAGAUAUUUGACUUCAAGGAAGUCCUCGGCACUGGUGCGUUUUCUGAGGUGGUGAUGGCUCGGGAGAGGACCACGGGAAAGAUGGUCGCAAUCAAGUGCAUACCCAAAAAAGCUCUCAAGGGAAAGGAAACCAGCAUCGAAAAUGAAAUCGCCGUCCUGAGGAAGAUAAAGCACGAGAACAUCGUGGCUCUGGAGGAUAUUUACGAGAGCUCCAAUCACCUGUACCUGAUAAUGCAGCUGGUGUCUGGAGGCGAACUGUUUGAUCGCAUCGUGGAAAAGGGCUUCUACACAGAGAUGGAUGCCAGUCGGCUCAUUCGGCAGGUUUUGGAUGCGGUCAACUACCUUCACUCCAUGGGGAUCGUACACAGAGACCUGAAGCCCGAGAACCUGCUGUACUUCAGUCCUCACGACGAGUCAAAGAUCAUGAUCAGUGAUUUCGGCCUGUCGAAGAUGGAGGGGACGGGUGGCGUGAUGGCCACGGCCUGUGGGACUCCUGGAUACGUGGCCCCGGAGGUUCUGGCACAGAAGCCCUACAGUAAAGCAGUAGACUGCUGGUCCAUUGGGGUCAUUGCUUAUAUCCUGCUCUGCGGUUACCCUCCUUUCUACGACGAGAAUGAUUCAAAGCUCUUCGAGCAGAUUCUCAAGGCAGACUACGAGUUUGACGCGCCGUAUUGGGAUGACAUAUCAGACUCUGCCAAAGACUUCAUUAACAGCCUAAUGGAGAAGGACCCUGAGAAGAGAUUCACAUGUGAUCAGGCUCUUGAACACCCCUGGAUUGCCGGCGACACCGCUCUCUGCAAGAACAUUCAUGAGUCAGUCAGUCGACAGAUGAGGAAAAAUUUUGCCAAAAGCAAGUGGAGGCAAGCGUUCAAUGCCACGGCUGUGAUCCGCCACAUGAGACGCCUGCAGCUGGGCACCAGCUUCGGCAGCAGCAUUAGCAGCGCCAACUCCGUGUCGAGCUCGCAGGGCCGAGCUCCGGCCAAGAGCCAGUCUGUGGACUGCGCCCCGCUUUCCCUGAAGGAGUGUCCCCCCAUCGCUCCUCUGCCCUCUGCUGUGAAAGUAUACAAUCAGGACUCCGAUGCUCCGGCGCCGCGGGAAGAUGCGGCGGCGGCGGCGGCCGAGGCCCCGCGCCCACGACCCUCCACCGUCACCGUCAUCCACACGGGGACUAAAUGACGCCAAGUCCCGCGGGAAGUGAGCUGGGAAACCACAGAGCUUUGAGACGAGGGGGUGAGAACAAAACACGCCCUUCCCAGGCUUCGUGAUUCAACGUCGUUGCCCAGUUUGCCCGUCCCGCAGACCCGCCCCCCCCACCACUCCCAAAUCUCUACAUUUGUUUCUGCCAAUCACAGUUGGGGGGAGGGAUGAUAUUAAAGGAGUGCUGGCUCAGAUCCAUUUAGUCCAGCUCAGCAUGGCACCCCCUGCUUAACUUCCCCAUCGGCAUAUAGACCUGGAAGUACAGAGGGGGGCGGGGGAGAGACUCACCUGAAGUCGUAAUUGUGGAGAUGGCCGCGGUCCGGCAGUCGGACGAGCGGCUGCUGCCGAAGCAGCUGUCACACUAAAGGAAACUCUUUACCAAAGCUGCUGUCAGUUUUGACUGUGACGGGACGAUCCGCUGUAUGCCUUCUGUAAAUAUCCUGCCUGGAAGUGUCGUGUGGAGUCGUGUUAUGCAAAGUGAAAUAUACGCUUCGAGCUGUGGUAAAUAAUUGUGACAUCACCUGCACUAUGAAACGCUUGUUUUCCUUCGGACAGCUGUGGUUUAUUUGCCGUGGUGUUUUGCUGCAGCGGCUGACAGCCUCGUGACAUCCAGCAGUAUGACGGUCGGUGUUGUAUCUUUGCUUUUUAAACCCAAGCUGAGGCCGGUGAUUCCAGACGGGCCUGUGCAUUGGGAUAUUUAUUUUCUUACAGUAUAUCACGACUCUUUGAACUCAUUAUUAUGAUGUGACUGUGAGGUCGUCCUCGGCCACAGGAGGGCGCCGUGGGUUGUUGCUUUAUGACCAGUUCUCAGGGAUCUGCAGGGCCGUGAACAUGAAGCCCUUCAUACACGGCUGUUUCAUCCAAAUUGUUGAAAAGUCAAAACUGAUAACUUCAUAUUAUCCCAAUGUGCCGCCGGGGCAAAAGCUUUUCUUCUUUUUUUGUGAUUAUUAACACUGUUUUUCCCUUUAAAAACCUUGAAUUUUGAUGUAUAAAGUGUUGGCCGGUGACGUGGGCGUUCAUGUCCGUGUCACGGUACAAACGACAGCUGAAUGCAAAUGUUUUCCUGGUUAAAAUUGGUCCCAGUGUCGAGCUGGAUCAGUCGUGUACAGUUGAGUAGUUGAAAUAUUGUGCUCUGCCUCCGCUCGUGGACUUGGCUGCUCUGAGAGCGGCUCGGCCGCUCUGUGUUUAAUCACUGUGCUUUCAUACCAGCCUGUUGAAUUUAGCAGAAAGACUCUUUGUCCUCCUCUCUCCCACUCGUUCUCUAGAGACUCUCACAGAGAAGAGAAGGGGAUCUGUCUUUGUAUUUUCUCUGUGGUUCUUCUAUUUAAUUUCACUCGCUCAACAUGAAUGUGGAAUGAAAUGUAAAGAAAUGCUCCACCAGAGAAGGCCGAUAUCUACAGCUCUGCCUUUUUAAAUCGUCUGGAAAUGUGAUGAAUAUGGAGCAUAUACUCGCUGUAAAUACAAAAUUACAACAUUU